AUGCUUCUUUUUCACUUUCUCCAAAUUUUCUUCUCAAAUGAGAUUGACCCAUCCACUUAUUCAUUCACAAGUGCUCUCAAAGCUUUGCAGGCAAGAUCAGGAUAUGGUUAUGGUAGGGAAUGCUUGUCACCUAAUGGUUUUGCUCUGAAUUCUAAGUGGAGUGAAGCAGAGAAGUAUAUCUAUAACCCACUUUCAGGAGAGUUUCCAAUGGAGUGUUUGUCCACCAAAACUCUAAGUGGAAGAUCCUUUCCUACUUUAACAAGCAGAUUUACUGUGUCUGGACCUCUUGUUUACUCUUACCAUGCUCGCCUAGCUCAAACCAAGCCUGCUAUAACACAUGAAGAUGAAACUAAAUUUCCAAAUCAAGACAAGAAAAUAGAGAAUAUGAAUACUAUAGAUGCGGGUACUCAAAGUACUCCACCUGAAUUCAGCUCAAGUAGUCCAAGCCCUGCUUCAACACCUUCCAUUAAAGAGAGAGCUUUGAAGCAAUGUGGAAUCGAAAGUCAACUAAUUCCAGUUCAAAACCCAAAUCAGAGGAAGAUCAGAUCGCAUGUCAAUCUUGGUGAGGAUCUCAAUGAACUUAACAGCAAUGAGAAAGAGGGCCACGGGCCUGAGCCUCAGGUACAGGAGCCUCCUCCUCAACCGGCUGUGCAUGCGGCCUCUUCAUCCGGCACUGCUCCUAGUGGGUCAGACAUCGAUAGGAUUCUUGCAGCUUUGGGCCAGAUGAGUACCAGCAUGGCUCAGGGGUUUGAAGGAGUGAACACUAGGCUCGAUGCAUCAGACAGACGCAUGGAGAGCUUCGAGCAGCAAAUGGAGGACUUGCACUCCUACCUCCAUGAUGAGGGCACAGAGGAUGAGCCCAGCAGUGAUGAUGAGAUGGAGCAGUAG
Telopea speciosissima is the source of this 888-nucleotide messenger RNA. RefSeq lists its product as uncharacterized. The coding region runs from base 1 to 888 and encodes 295 amino acids. The transcript is spliced from 5 exons. The record is from RefSeq and is a predicted model, not a curated record. NCBI's taxonomy places the organism in Eukaryota, Viridiplantae, Streptophyta, Magnoliopsida, Proteales, Proteaceae.